AACUUCGACGAGGUGAAGCAGCUCGAAGACCUGAAGAAUUCCUUCGGCAAGACGUUCUCGGUGCUGAAGUCACACUCCGCCACCUACUCCGACGUGAACGGGGAGCGGCGCGCCCACUCGCAGACCGACGAGGAGGCGCGUGAAGACGGGCGCGUGGUGGCGCACCUGAGCAAGACGUCGGAAGGGGAGGCGGCGGUGGGGGCGACACCCUCCACGCGGACGCGCGUCGAGCUGAGCCUGCCGCAGCUGGGCGUGCACGCAGUCGCCGGGGAUUCCCCCCAGCAGCAGCCGCGCCAGCCGGGGAAUAACCAGGAGGCGGCGCGGGCUGCGGCCGCCGCCAUGCCGCCACAGCAGCGCCGAAGGGCGCCCCCAGAGACCGCGGGUGACAAAUUGUCAUCGUAUGCCGGGAUCCAGUAUUCACCACAAGACAUGGCAGAGUACGUGUUCUGGACUGGAGAUGAGAAGGGAGUGACGCUGGCCAUUGAAGAGUUCUUGCAGGAAGGACUGAUGACUCGGGAGGAGGCUAUCCGCUUCCUGCAGGACAUCAAGCUGAACCUGGACCUGCUGCAGCAGCAGUUCUCCCAGCAGAAGCAGCAGGAGCAGCAAAUGGCCAAGGAUCGGGCUACACUUCUUCAGAAGGCACUGGGUCUUGACAAGCCAGAAGUUCCGGUGACUUCAGAACCCAAACUGCUCCCACAGGACAAUGAAGUACUGCAGAAUGACAAGAAGAAUACUGGCUCACAUAUUGAAACAAACAAAGUUUCUGACAGUUCUGAUGAGGACUACGAGGAGCUGCUGGAGAGGUUGAAGGUGGUGGACUUCCUGUACACAGAGUACUCGCUGGAAGAAGUCAUCUACCAGCUGGCCAAGAUCAUGUUCACACAGUCUCUCACCAGGGGGAGUGCUGAGGCCCAGAGUGCACUACAGAAGUUCACAGCAUUCCUCGAGGCAGAGGCGGAGCAGGGACACAUCUCGCGCAGCCUCGAGAAGAAGGUUCUCGACGUGCUGAUAGCAUCGCUGACGGACACGCUGUCAGAAAAGCCGCAGCUUCUGGCCGCGGCUCGCGAAGGCCUGGCCAACGGCGCACCCCUCCGCACGGCUCCCGCUCCCGGUGGCCUCGGUGCCGGCAGCGCGGGUGGGGCCAGUGCUAAGGACCAGAUGCUGCUGCGCCAGCUGCUGAGCCUCGCGCCCACGGCACAGCCGGGGUCAUCGCGCGGACGGCACGACGGACAGGGCGAAGUCGCCGGUGACACUCGAGCCGGCUCCGAGCUGGGGGCGGUGGGAGCGCGUGCCCACUCUGCAACCUAGACAGCUGGGAGAUGCAGUGUGCAGUUCCCCGUCACCUCCCCACUCUCGUGUCUCCUUGCCCCUCUCGGCAACUGUUUGCUUUUCUGCAUUUUGCAUUAUUUGCUUACUUAAUCCGGCCCGUAUUUGCUAUUUGCUACAGGUAAUGAACUGUUAUAAAAGACAAAUGGACCAUGCGUAGACACAGCAUUUUCCCUCACUAUCACAAUCAUCAUUGUACUAGAAAUAAUAACCUCCAUAAAUUUAGAACGAGAACUUGUGGGUGGGUCCAUAUUUUUCUGAAAAUGGCUUUUCCACAGUUACUAUUUAUUGUUUAUAUAUCAUUAUUUGCAAAUUGUUUCAGAGAUCCAGCCCCAUUCCCAAGUACUCACUGUUGUAACCAAUCGAGCUGCCCACAGUCAGGCUUCACUGUUGCCAGGUUCGAGCUUGACAUCUUGGCCACUUACAAGAAGAUGUAGGCUCGUGUCUGGAUUAUAGAUCUGACUGCUGCCCUUCUAUCUAUCACAGCACUAGCAGGGGGAGGGGUGGCAAGUCCAUAGCCCCGGUCGCCCUUUACAUCCAGAAAAGAUCCACAGCACUCACUGUGACAGCAUCAAAAAUUUCCACCCCUACCCAGGUCUGAACCCAUAAACCCACCCUCCCACUCACUCACCCACCACCCACCCAGUCUCUCCCUCCCUCUCUACAUCAUUGUUAACAUUCAGGUCCUGUAAUUCUAGAUGGUAUCUGGAUGCACCAGAAAGAUUGUACUGCCUAACAGAAUUAUUUAGUUUAAUUACAAAGAAAUAGACAUUUAAAAUUUCAUGGAUGCAUAGCAUGAAUCUGUGACAUGAUUAACAGAAAAUCUUUGUCAUAGUAAAGGUAACCUGAAAAAUCAAGUACAACAGCUAGCCAAGAAUCUGAAGGAAGUCACGGGUUGCAUAAAAAAACAAUUUCACCUCUUGUAAGUUCAUGCCCAAACAACUGGCAGAAAAAAGUCUGAAAAUGAAAAAUGCAUGGACCUAGGACAAUAAUGGAAGUAGGAAGAAGUUUUGGUAAGAUGUAAAGACUAAAGCUAACUAGUGAUUGUACAUCCUCUAUAAAAGCCCCAACGUAUAAAUAAUAAUAUUAUUAAACAAUAAACUUUAGCUGUGGAACUUCCUAUUUGCAGAAAAAUGUUGUGUCUUGUCUCUACGAUCCACUUGCCUGCAAUUCUCUUCAUUUCUCCCUACCUUUCAUACAUAAUUUUCCUCUUCCUUCCUUCC
Molecule: messenger RNA, 2549 nt
Organism: Schistocerca cancellata (South American locust)
Lineage: Eukaryota; Metazoa; Arthropoda; Insecta; Orthoptera; Acrididae
Exons: 9
Source: RefSeq, a predicted model, not a curated record